Molecule: messenger RNA, 541 nt
Organism: Vitrella brassicaformis
Lineage: Eukaryota; Vitrellaceae
Source: the annotation of a GenBank genome assembly
GGUGUGCCUUGCGAUGAGAGAGAGCAUGUGGUGAUGGCGUUGUUUUGCCCUACGUGCGCCAACAUCUUGUUGGUUGACCAGCAGCACCUGGGCAGCAACCUGCGGUUCUACUGCCGCAGCUGCCCCUACGUCUUCAGGAUAACCGAGAAGGUCACGCGCAAGACAACCUUCGAGCAAAGGAAACGCGACGAGGUCUUCGGCAAGGAAAUGUGGGACGGCGCACCGAGGACACAAGGUACGCAAAUGGCAGAUGACAUGCCCGCGUCCCGCCUCUGAUCUGCUCUGUGUUAUGUCUGUGUGUGUUUGAUGCGGUCAGUUGUGUGUCCGGGUUGCGGCCACCGUGAGGCGUUCUUCAAGCAGAUGCAGAUCAGGUCGGGUGACGAGCCCAUGACGAGCUUCUACAGAUGCUGCUCGUGCGAGAAACACUGGAGGGAAGACUAGACUGACUGGUGGCUCUGUGUGGAUGACGUGUGUACAGUACUCAUGUGACAGCAAAGCAGAGAGUGUGACGGACCGGCAAGGCACUUCUGUGAAUACAUCC